Camponotus floridanus (Florida carpenter ant) is the source of this 2555-nucleotide messenger RNA. Its product is annotated as gephyrin-like. Lineage: Eukaryota; Metazoa; Arthropoda; Insecta; Hymenoptera; Formicidae. Gene Ontology annotation, cellular component: cytosol; postsynaptic membrane; cytoplasm. Gene Ontology annotation, molecular function: molybdopterin molybdotransferase activity. Gene Ontology annotation, biological process: Mo-molybdopterin cofactor biosynthetic process; glycine receptor clustering; gamma-aminobutyric acid receptor clustering. Bases 91 to 2334 code for a protein of 747 amino acids. The transcript is spliced from 17 exons. The record is from RefSeq and is a predicted model, not a curated record.
GUAGAGUUUGGUGGUUGAGAGCAAGUACAUGUACGAUCGGAACGAUAAAAAUCCUCAUCAUAUUAGCAAGCAUCGUAAAGAGAUAUUAAGAUGAGUGAAACGGUAAAAAUAAAAUACGGAAUUUUGACCGGUAUGUACGUGACAGUAUAUACCGGAAAAGAUCUACGAGAAGAUGCAACAGCAUAUAGUACAGAGAUGAGCGAUUUGAUAGAUUGUAUUAAAAAUACAAUAACGCAAAAAUAUGACGUAGAAGUAAAUGAUAUAUUGCUACCAUUUGAUGACAUGAUGGCACAAAUAAAUUCUUGGUGCAAUGAAUUUGUUGAUACUAUUUUUAUUAUUGGUCAUCCAUAUUAUUCUAAUAAAUAUAAGGAUUUGAUGAAAAAACUAUAUAAUAAAAAUAUAAAUAAGACUAUAGAAAAAGUUGAAAAAAGUUUGAAUAAACAUAUUAAUAAUGAAGGAUACGCACAUAUAUUAGAAAACAUAAAGGCGAAUUUAGAACCCAAGUUUCAUCGAAGUAUAUGUGGACUUCUAAAAGCAACGCUAAUCAUUAAUUUAUUUGGCUUCAAUAAAGAAGAAGCAGUAAUAUGCAUUGAUGUAAUUGCAACACUAAUGCAGCUUAAAAAUACGAUAAUGACACAAUUAAUACAGGAAGAAGAGAAUAAAAAGAAAAUAAAUCAAGCUACUUCAUCUUCUUCAAAAGAAACUACUACAUCUUCUUCAAAUAAUACAGAUCAGGUAGAGGAAGAUGAGAUCAAACCCCAUAAAGAAUCACAUACAGAUGAGGAAACUGACAUGUCGCAUUACACGUGUAAAUUUGUUGCUUCUAUUUUUUCUCCACCUAUAACGAAGAUAAAAUUAGAUAAAUUCACCAAACUUUGCGAGACAUCUCUUAUAGACUAUACACCUCCUUUGUCUGAAGAACAGAUUCCUUUACAAUUGGAUGUUGCGAGUGAAGUCACUACUGGCGCGAAAUCAUCUUCGUCUGAGACAUUUAUAACUGAGACGUCUGAUGUAUCAAUGAUGGAGGAGAUGAUCAUCUCAAGUCCAGACGAGGAAUCUUCUUUGCCUGAAGUCGCCGAGGAGAAACUGGGAAACAUGAUUUGUCAACAAUAUCCCAUGAUUGCUGUAAGAGAUGCAUUGUUGAAAAUACAACGAAAAGUAAAAUUUAGAUACGAAGCAUGUGAUUUUGUAAGCACAUAUGAGGCUUAUGGCAGAAUAUUGGGCGACUACGUAUAUUCUGAUUACGAUGUGCCAGCAUUUAGAUGUGCCGCUAAACAUGGAUACGCAGUAUUGGCAAGUGAUGGUGAAGGCAGAAGAGUAGUAUUGAGCGGAACUACAUCCGAUCCAAUAUCUCUCAUUCCUGGGACAUGCAUGUAUGUGAAGAGCGGAGCGCGUGUACCUGACGAAGCAACAGCGGUUGUGCCAAUUAAGGAUGUAGAACAAAUAAUAAUAAAUGAUGACACGCAUGAUUCAAUUCUGAUAAAGAUUAAACCAGAAUUCGGGCAGAAUAUUAAAGAUAUCGGUAGCGAUAUACCGAAAGAAAAACUAACUAUACACCCAUACACACGUAUUGGUCCAGCGGAAUUAGGAAUUUUGGCAGCUACGGGUCGUAAAGCAGUUCCAGUCAUUAAACAUGUGUCCGUAGGUAUAUUUUCAAUUGGAGAUUUAUUAGAGGAACUUACAGAGCCUUUAAGAUCGGGAUAUGUUUAUGAUAGCAACAGAAUAAGCUUAAUCGCGCUAUUAAAAGAUAAAGGUUUUAAUUCGAUAAUGGAUUUCGGAAUUGUGACGGAAGAUAUACUACCUAUAAAGAUGAAAAUCAAAGACGCUUUAAAGCAAGUGGUCGUACUCGUGACAAUAGGCUGCUCGAACGAUAAUGAUUUAUUGAAGCCCAUUUUAAAGAAUGACUUUGACGCCACUAUACAUUUUGGAAACGUAUUUCUGAAACCGGGAAAGUCGACAACAUUCGCAACAUGCAUGUUUGACGACAAACUGAAGUAUCUUGUAUGUCUACCUAAAAAUCCGGUAUCUACUUUCGUUUCCGCGCAUCUGUUCCUUUUACCUAUUUUGAACAAGUUGCACCACAUUAAAAUGCCUUGCAAAAUUCCAGCUCGCAUAUACGAGCGGUAUAUCUUGCAUUCGCGUCCUAGAGCGGCAUGGGCGACUUUAAAAUGGAAUAAGGAGGAUAAUUUCGCGACGGCUUUUAGCAGAGAAAAUCUCGACAGUGAUAAGUCAUCGAGCAGUCAAGCCGCUAAUGCGCUCUUACUGUUGCCGCCACAAACAGAGGAUCAGAAGGUGAUGUGUGAGUCAUUUGUACCUGCGUGUCCAAUCAAAUAAUUAAGCGUUAAUAACAGAUGCUUCUCAUGGAUUAUCAUCAAUAGCAUUUUAUGACGAAAUAAUUGCGUACAUAAUUAGGUAUAUUCGAUUACGUAUAUACUAUAUGUAUAUAUGUUUAUAUAUAAAGUGUUCGGUAAUAACUAUCGAAAAUCGCUAAAUAGUAUAGGACUUUUUUAUUCAAUUUAACACGUUUCACCUGUACACGAGAGGUGAUACGGAUA